GCUUGGGAGGACUAUUCAACACAAAGAAAGAAAGAUGGCUCUCGCACUCCAACUUGGUUUUCUGCAUGUGGCUCUUUCAUAUCUUUUGCUGCUUUUGGUGGUUGUGAACGGUGUUGACGAGACAGCUUCAUCAUCAUCCUCAUUUAACAUGGAAGACACAAACUAUGUUUUUUUUAGAUACGAUGAUGUUAAGCCAGGAUUAAAACUACCAAUUUACUUUGGAGGAGCAUUUCCCGACGAAAUCCCACAUUUUCUACCCAAAGAAAAGGCAAAUUCAAUCCCUUUUUCAUCCAAACAAUUUCCAUUAAUUCUUAAACAUUUCGGAUUCCAUAAAGAUUCACCACAAGCUAAAGCCAUGGAUUAUACCUUAAAAAUGUGCGAAAGGAAAAUUCCAGGUGAACAUAAAAGAUGUGUUAACUCCUUAGAAUCUAUGAUUGAUUAUGUUCAACAAACUUUUGAUAGUCUCGGACAUAACGAUGAAAAUGAAAUUGGGUUUAAGGUGUUAAGUAGUAGUCCACUCCCAAAAGGUACUAAACUUUUACAAAAUUAUACGGUCUUAGAAGCAAAAAGGGUACCAAGUCCAAAAAUGAACGCAUGUCACAUGAUGGUGUACCCGUACGCGGUAUUUCAUUGUCAUUAUCCGGAUCCUGAAAAUCGGGUAUUCGAAAUUAAAGUGGAGGGUGAAGAUGGAGCUGUUGUUGAUGCCAUUGCGAAUUGUCAUAUGAAUACGACUAUGUUUGAUCCGAAUCUUGUUGCGUUUCGUAUGUUAGGAUUUACUCCUGGCUCUGCUCCUCUUUGUCAUUUCCUUCCUUCUGAUGAUCUGGUUUGGGUUCCUGCUACUGUGGAUGAUUUGAAGGAUAAUUAUGAACGUAAAAAUGUUUUUAGUUACUGAAUAAUAUCAGUAUGUGUUUCGUUUAAGUGAGGAUUGUUGCAUAAAUAAAGUCUAUGAACGUACUAUGAAUGUCAUGUGAUGUGUGUUUCUUCAAGUGUUUGUGUAGAAGUGUUCUUAUGGAAUAAUAAAGUCUAUUAAGAAUAUUUUAUUUGGGUUUUUACAAAACUUUGUAUUAGAGAAAAUAUGAGAUUGUUAGGACUAAUUCGAGUAAAUUGUUUUUAUAUUCAAGACAUACGUAAUUAAUUUAGUG
Molecule: messenger RNA, 1142 nt
Organism: Amaranthus tricolor (Joseph's coat)
Lineage: Eukaryota; Viridiplantae; Streptophyta; Magnoliopsida; Caryophyllales; Amaranthaceae
Product: BURP domain-containing protein BNM2A-like
Exons: 2
Coding region: 35-892 (285 amino acids)
Source: RefSeq, a predicted model, not a curated record